This is a messenger RNA of Temnothorax curvispinosus, 1332 nucleotides long. Its product is annotated as probable phospholipid hydroperoxide glutathione peroxidase. Gene Ontology annotation, biological process: response to oxidative stress. The record is from RefSeq and is a predicted model, not a curated record. The coding region runs from base 127 to 705 and encodes 192 amino acids. Gene Ontology annotation, molecular function: glutathione peroxidase activity. The transcript is spliced from 6 exons. NCBI's taxonomy places the organism in Eukaryota, Metazoa, Arthropoda, Insecta, Hymenoptera, Formicidae.
UCAGCGUGACUGGUCAGUGUGAAACAGCGAUUGCCGGCGAUCAGUUCGUGUGAUAUUUUCGGCGCUCGUUCAGCUAGUUUUUGCGUUUCUCAGCGUUUCAGGAGCGGGGCCUCCGGCACACCGGAAAUGCGCAUUAUAAAAUUCAUGCUACCCACCGGAUUCGUGCACUUAGCCCGAAAUUUCGCAGUUGCGGCAGCGAUGAGCGGAAACAAGGAUUACAAGUCGGCCACGUCGAUUUACGACUUCACAGCGAACUCCAUCAGAGGAGAGGAAGUCCCUUUGUCCAAAUAUGAAGGCCACGUGUGUUUGAUCGUAAACGUCGCCUCGAAAUGCGGCCUCACGCCGACGAAUUACAAAGAACUCAACGAACUGUACGACGAGUACGCCGAAUCCAAAGGAUUACGAAUUCUAGCAUUCCCCUGUAACCAGUUCAACGGGCAGGAGCCGGGAAAUAGCGAGGACAUUUGCAGCUUCGCCGAUCGUCAGAAAGUAAAAUUUGAUUUGUUCGAGAAAAUCGACGUGAACGGAAAUAAUACGCAUCCUCUGUGGUCAUAUCUGAAGAAAGAACAAGGUGGCCUGCUAGGUAACUUCAUAAAAUGGAACUUCACCAAGUUCAUCGUCAAUAAGGAGGGCAAGGUCGUCGAACGACACGGCCCUAACGUGGAUCCCCACAAGCUGAAGAGUUCUCUCGAGAAAUAUUUUUAAAUCGUUUCUUUUCAUAUGAUUUUCUAAGGUAGAUAUUCCUUGUAGUUGGGAUGAAUUAAAUGUUGGAUUUUACAUAAUGUAUCAGUAGAUUUUCGAUAUCUCUGCGUACGUAUAUAUCUAAAUAUAAAAACAUAUUUUUUUCCCUCUUAUACAUUACAACAAGCUAUUUUUGAGUACUUUUUCGAGGUAUUUACACAUCAGGUAUGGAUAUAUUUUAUGUUACGUAACAUGAUGUAAUGUGAUUAUGAAUUGUUUAACUGGAAAUCAAUAUUACGUAUAUAUUUGCACAUUCCUUAUCUUUAUACAUUCAUAAAAGUUCUAUUUAAGACAAAUCCUCAAAUUUAAUAUUAGCUUUGCUUCUAUGUAUACCACUUACUACUAAAUUACAUCACUGAUAUUAAUUUUGUCUCUUGUUCUUCAUCUCUCUCUCCUAUAAUAAUUAGCAUCAAUUAUUACCUACACAGGUUUGUACCGGCAAAAUUACAAUUUCGACAUGUGUGCUAUGUUUGGCAUCAUGUUAUUAAAGGUACUAAGAUAUUAGAUGAUUAGACUUAAAUCCGAAAUAUCUUGUUAUAACACAAAGCUAUUUUACAAUGGUGUAAGAAAUAAAUAAAACUGUUUCAUGGA